CUUGUAAAAGUCAUAUUUCCGCACUCAUGCUAGUUACUGAAUAUCUGUUCAUAGUGCUACAUUCUAUUCCAUGUCCUACAAUGAUUCUAACGCGGAUGGCCUAUUGAUUCAGCAGUCCAAAUCUUCAGCUGAAAUAAAAAGAAUCUACGUUACUAAACCCAAUUCAUGAAUUAACAUCAAACGCAUACACUUCCACGCUGAUAAAUCCAGAAAAUAAAAUGUCUCAAUACGAAAAACAAAACGUUCACACAAUCAAUAUUGAUUUUCAAAAAGUAAAAUGUACUUUCAGUCGAUUUACAGGUUUCCGAAGUGAAAGGAAGCAAAUUUUGCACGGCGUGAGUGGUUUAUUCAAAUCUGGAGAAUUAACAGCAGUUAUGGGUCCAUCUGGUUCCGGUAAAACCACAUUGCUCAACACCUUGACCGGUUUCCAAAAAAAUUUCGAAGGCAAGAUCACCUACCGCACCGAAAGCGAUGAGCUAAGUUGGCAAAGCUUCAAAAAGUACUCUCGAUAUAUUCAACAAGAAGAUGCCCUUCACGCAUUUUUCACUGUCCAGGAAACAAUGUCUUUCGCAGCAGAACUUAAGAUGGACAGCCAUCUGGAUCGCAGGGAGAAACAGAAAAUAAUGGAUGAAAUAUUAAAUUCUUUGGGUCUGAUAAAGACCAAAGAGACACUUUGCGGUAAUCUAAGUGGGGGGCAAAGAAAGAGAUUUAGUAUAGCUCUAGAGCUGAUCAAUAAUCCUCUAGUACUUUUCUUGGAUGAACCAACAACUGGAUUGGAUAUUGUAGCGGCGAUGCAGUGUGCAAUCGUUUUGAAAAAUUUAGCAAAGAAGAAUAGAACUAUAGUAUGUACUAUUCAUCAGCCUAGCACUGCUAUUUAUGAAUUGUUUGACCAUGUCUAUCUAAUCGCGGAAGGUCGUUCCGUCUACCAAGGAGAUCCUAUGCAGAUAGCGAGCUUCUUUGGGAGUGUUGGCCUCACCUGUCCUAAAUAUCACAAUAUUGCAGACUACGCGAUGGAGGUAAGAUUGCGUUCAUUUCUUCAACAGGUGAUGUCUAAUGAACAUGGAAAAUUCAACAAACGAUUGGCGGCUGCACAGUACUCUUCUUGGAGGAAGAAAGAUGUGGAGAUUAUACAAGAAGAAAAAAUGAAAACUUUCAUCGUGAAUUCGCCUUCUGAAUUUAGAAAGGCAGUGCUUAUUUCCAAGUUCUGUCUGAUGAGGUACUACAAAGAUUGGCUUGGAACAUUACUCAAAUUUUUAAUUUAUACAACCACAGCCAUAUUUGUAGGACUGACGUAUUUUGACAUUGGCAUGAAUGCUUUUAAAGUUCAAAGUAAUAUUGGAAUGAUGGUAUUUGUCUCUAUAAGUCUCUUUUUUGUUAGCAUAAUGCCCGCUGUUUUGAAAUUUCCCUUUGAGCUGCACAUUCUUAGGAAAGAGCACUUAAACGGCUGGUACAAAAUCAGGACCUAUUUUUUCUGCUUUCUUAUAAUUCAUCUACAUGUACAGCUUUUAUUUAUCACCUAUUCUGUAGGUAUUGUAUAUAUCAUGACUAGUCAGCCACUAGAAUGGUAUAGGUUUUUCAUGUUUGAAAUUAUGUUAGUUUUGAUUUGCUUCAUUGGCGAAGGUAUAGGUCUAAUUUGUGGUACUAUGCUUUCUCCACUUGCUGGAACUUUUGCAGGAAUUGUAGUUGGUGUAAUAAACGUUCCUUUUUGUGGUUAUUUUAUAUUAUUUCCUCAUAUGAGUUGGCUUAUGUACCAUGUUAGUAAACUCAUGUUCUCAGGGUAUUGUUUAGAAGGCUUACUGCAUGCUAUUUAUGGGUUCAACCGUGAAAAACUUGACUGUCCUAGCGAUCAAGAUAUCUGCUUUUAUCGCUAUCCGAAAGUCUUACUACUUGUAGCUGGGGUUAAGGAAGAGCAAGUGCUUCUAGACACCGCGAUUUUAACCGGUCAUGCCAUGAUUUUAUUCAUUCUUGCAUAUAUUUGUCUGAAAAUGAAGUUAUCGUCGAUUUAACUUUUUUGCUUCAAACCGCGAAAAUAUUCCGCGAAAUAUUUCAGUCAUUUUUUGAUUCUAUAACAUUGCUUUUUAAGUUGGCAAAUUGUCGUACAUCAACCAAAAUAUUGGAAAACACUGACAUGCAUGCAGGCUAACAUCAUAUACGCCGUUGCAAAAGUUGCUUACAGUGGGCAUAUCGAUACAAGACCGAGGCAACCAAUGAACGUUGCUGGAUAAAAAUAUAUUGACGACUCGGGACAGAGAUGGAAGCCACUCCAGAUCGAAAAUUAUUGAAAGUGUACAUUUCAAGAUUCUAAUUUAAGGAAUAUUCACGUUUUUCUAUGUUAGGGUAAAAAUUAUUAUUUUCGGAUUUAAGUGGCGGCUGACACUGGGACUUUUAGUGAAUCUAUUUUUACUAUACUCAUAUCCAGAAGUUUUUUCCAGUUUUUUUGCCGGUUUUUUCCUGAUUGGCAAACAUUUUUUACAGUCAAUAAAAUUAUAAAAGUCGAACUCUAAGCCUAAAUAUUUUUACAUUUUCAUUAAUAAAAAAUGACUAAAGAUAUUAAAUCACCCAAAAUGGUACUCUAGAAUCUUGAAAUUGAAGUUUCAAAGUUUUUUUUCUUCAAAAAUGUUGUAUUAAAUUGAUCAAAAAUUGACAGGGAAAAAUGGAAGGUACUGACGUUUUCAAUUGAACAAUUUAAAAUUAAAUGCAGAUAAACUGCAAAAUUUAGAAUUUUUAACUUUUAAAAACUAAUGAGUUUAAAGAUUUAGAUUCA
This is a messenger RNA of Belonocnema kinseyi, 2764 nucleotides long. RefSeq names its product ATP-binding cassette sub-family G member 1-like. Lineage: Eukaryota; Metazoa; Arthropoda; Insecta; Hymenoptera; Cynipidae. The coding region runs from base 219 to 2006 and encodes 595 amino acids. Gene Ontology annotation, cellular component: plasma membrane. The record is from RefSeq and is a predicted model, not a curated record. Gene Ontology annotation, molecular function: ATP binding; ABC-type transporter activity; ATP hydrolysis activity. The transcript has 3 exons.